Messenger RNA from Aspergillus uvarum CBS 121591, 1160 nucleotides. RefSeq lists its product as uncharacterized. The transcript has a single exon. The coding region runs from base 492 to 1082 and encodes 196 amino acids. Lineage: Eukaryota; Fungi; Ascomycota; Eurotiomycetes; Eurotiales; Aspergillaceae. The record is from RefSeq and is a predicted model, not a curated record.
CUGCCUACCGCUUGAAUGGGUGUAUAGGAAUACUCAGCACUUCCCCGGGACCUGGUCAUAGUACAUUAGCCCUCACCUAGUCCCCGAGCCAGGUAGAUCAUGGGCCUCAUCCAAUAAAACCUAGCUGUCCUGGUCAAUCAACAGUGCACACAUGUUGGCUCCGUUGCCAACAAGGUGGCUGACUGUACAUGAGCUCCAAUCACCAUGACCAUCUGAUAGCAUUUCUGCCCUCAUUCGCGGCUAGGGAUUUCAGGGCACAGAACAGACAAAGAAGUCUUCUCUGCAUCGGUCCCCUGAUGAGAUUGAGGAAAGAGCAUGAUGAAGACCGUAAUAAUGAUAAUAAUAUUGACUAUGGCAGUCGAAACUUCAUCCACUCGUCUCCCAUCCACCCCCAUCGGAAGCUUCGACAUACUGUAUGAUCUUGUGCACAACCGUUAGGCAUAUGCGAUCUUGCGCUGCGUUGGUACGAUCUGCCUACUCUACCAGACUGUAUGUACAUCUGUGCUGUCAGGGUGUGCUCGACGCUUCACGCUGGGUACGUAUUUCUCCAUACUGUAACUUUCUUGCUGCCUUCGGCCCAUCCAGCAUUGAUUGUCCAGCCAAAAAAAAAUAUCAAGGGAGAGAAUCCCAUAGCCGCCGCAUCUAAUAGCUCAUUUUCGUCGAUUCGAAGCCCCAAAAUGACCUGUCCAAAAUUGAUUCUCAACAAACUUGUAAGACCAGGCCAGCAUCUUUCACGGGACCGUGUGCGCAAAGUCAAAUCGGUCUUGGCCGAAGCCCUGGGGACUAGUCAUGUAUGUCUAUCCACUAGAACCGACCUACAAAGUCUCUCCCUACAGCAGGUGGUACCGAGCCAGGCGAAAGGAAACGCUCUGCAUAGGCGGGUAUGGAAGGAAAGACAAGGCCCGUGGGCUCCACUCCCCGGGGACGCCUCGACAAAUCGAUAUGCCAGCUAUGAAACAAUCAGCAUCAUCGAGUUUUUGACUCGCAGCUUUGCCACGCCAGCGGCUUCACGCAAGAAACUUCUCCAACGCGGUGUCGCGUCGGCAGCCAGCGAUUUGCGAGCGAUGCGCCCGCCAAUUUGACGGCGAUGGGCGCUUAAAGAGGCAACCACUGAAUUUUAUAAUUAGCACAUCCACAACCUUAGCUCGGAUUUGGUGGUG